GAGUGAAAAGAUGUAAUUCACAUCCGCGUAAAGGAGACUUAUCAUCCACCUUCAAGGAACUGGAGAAAAAAGCUCAUAUGUUUCUGAAGGAUGAACUGAUGAAAUUCAAAAGGUACCUGGAUCAGAAUGACCCAGAAUGCUCUGAGCCUCCGCUGGAGGAGGACAGUGACCUGGACAGUGAUGGUCAGAUGCAGAAGACCUGUGGUAGAGAGGGAGCACUGAAGAUCACACUGUACCUCCUGAGGACCAUGGAGCAAAAUGAUCUGGCUGACAUGCUGGAGAAGAGGCAACUUCUGUCACAAUGUCAGCACAGAAUCAAAUGUAACCUAAAGAAGAAAUUUGAGUGUGUAUUUGAAGGGAAAGCCAAGGAAGGACAGCCAACACUUCUCAAAGAGAUUUACACAGAACUCUACAUGACUAAAGGGGGAACUGGAGGAGUCAAUGAUGAACAUGAAGUGAGACAGAUUGAAACAGCAUCCAAGAAAAGGCGAACAGAAGAUGCUGCAAUCAAGUGCAAUGAUAUAUCUAAACCCUUAAGUGGGCGUGAGACACCUAUCAGAACUGUACUCACUAAAGGGGUCGCAGGUCUCGGGAAAACAGUCUCUGUGCAGAAAGUUAUUCUUGACUGGGCAGAAGGAGAAGCAAACCAGGACAUUCACUUCAUAUUUGCUCUUCCUUUCCGGGACCUGAAUUUGAUUAAGGAUGAAUACAGUCUAAUUGAUCUGCUUCACCACUUUGUCCCAGAACUGAAAUCGCUUGAAUCCACUGAGCUGUACAGGUACAAAGUUAUGUUGAUUUUUGACGGCCUGGAUGAGUGUCGCCUUCCUCUAGAUUUUCAGAACAAUGAGAGCUGCUUUGAUGUAACAAAGAAAACAUCGCUGGAUGUGCUGUUGACUAACCUCAUUAAGGGGAAUCUGCUUCCAUCCGCUCUCCUCUGGAUAACCUCCCGGCCUGCAGCAGCGAAUCAGAUACCUCCUGAGUACAUCCACUGGGUAACAGAGAUUCGAGGGUUCAGUGAUGCCCAGAAGGAGGAGUAUUUCAGAAGGAGAUUUAAUGAUCAGAGCCUGGUUAGCAGGAUUAUCACACAUGUGAAAUCAUCAAGAAGCCUCUUCAUCAUGUGCCACAUACCUGUGUUCUGCUGGAUUUCAGCCACUGUUCUUGAGAGGCUUUUUAGUGAGGCUGACAGGGGAGAAAUUCCAAGGACUCUGACUGAAAUGUACACACACUUCCUGAUCUUUCAGGCAAGUUUAAAAAAUGACAAGUAUCUGAAAAAAGGUGAAAUCAAGCUUAAAUGCGUUGAAUCUGAUAAGGAAUUCCUUUUAAAACUUGGUAAACUGGCUUAUCAUAACCUUGAGAAAGGCAAUCUCGUAUUUUAUAAGCAGGAUCUGACAGAGAAUGGCAUUGAUGUCACAGAGGCUUCAGUUAACUCUGGAGUUUGCACAGAAGUCUUUAAGGAGGAGUAUGGGUUGUACCAGGAGAAGGUGUACUGCUUUGUGCAUCUGAGCAUUCAGGAGUAUCUUGCUGCUUUAUACAUGUUUUUAUCAAACUCAUCGGCUGACCUGCUGAAGACUGCAGUGGAUGAGGCAUUAAAAAGCAAGAAUGGACACUUGGACCUCUACCUCCGCUUCCUCCUGGGCCUUUCAACAGACUCCAGUAUGAGUCUGUUACAAAGGCUGCUGGGCCAGACCAGAAACAGUCCACAUAACAUGAAGGAAACAACCCAAUACAUCAAAGAGAAAAUACAGGAGAAUUUAUCUCCAGAAAGGACCAUCAACCUGUUCCACUGUCUGAAUGAACUGGGUGACAUUUCUCUAAUAGAAGAAGUACAAAGAUACCUGAGUUCAGGAAGUCUUUCAGCAGCAGACCUCUCACCUGCACAGUGGUCAGCUCUGGCCUUUGUGUUUCUGAUGUCAGAUAUGGAGCUGGAUGUGUUUGAUCUGAAGAAAUACAUCAGAUCAGAUGAAGGUCUUCAGAGGCUGCUGCCUGUGAUGAAGAAAUCUAGGACAGCUCUGCUGGACAGCUGUAGACUCACAGAGACAUGCUGUGAAGUGUUGGCUUCAGCUCUCAGAUCAAACUCCUCUCAGCUGACAGAGCUGGACCUGAGUGACAAUGACCUGCAAGAUUCAGGGGUGAAGCUGCUCUCUGCUGGACUGGGGGAUUCACACUGUACACUGGAGAUACUGAGGUUGUCAGGCUGUAGAGUCACAGAAGAAGGCUGUUCUUACCUGGCUUCAGCUCUGAGGUCAAACCCCUCACAGCUGAGAGGGCUGGACCUGAGUAACAAUAACCUGCAAGAUUCAGGGGUGAAGCUGCUCUCUGCUGGAUUGGGGGAUUCACACUGUACACUGGAGAUACUGAGGUUGUCAGGCUGUAGAGUCACAGAAGAAGGCUGUUCUUCCCUGGCUUCAGCUCUGAGGUCAAACCCCUCACAUCUGAGAGAGCUGGACCUGAGUGACAAUGACCUGCAGGAUUCAGGGGUGAAGCUGCUCUCUGCUGGACUGGGGGAUUCACACUGUGCACUGGAAAUACUGAGUGUGGACCACAGUGGAAAGUGCAGGACAACACUAGGGAUCCAGAAAUACUCCUGCCAGCUGACGCUGGACCCCAACACAGCACACGGCCGCCUGUCUCUGUCAGAGGGGAACAGGAAGGUGACAUGGGGGGCAUGGCAGGCAUAUCCUGAUCAUCCAGAGAGAUUUUACAGCGGGGUGCCCCAGGUGCUGUGCAGAGUGAGUCUGACUGGUCGCUGUUACUGGGAGGCUGAUUGGAGCGGAGAUGGAGUGCUGAUAGGAGUGACUUAUAAAGGAAUCGGGAGGAAAGGAGUGAGUGCUGACUGUGUGCUUGGAGCCAAUGACAAGUCAUGGAGUCUGAGCUGCUCUUCUGACAGUUACUCUGUCUGUCACAAUAAUAAACGGACUGUCAUACCCAUAGAGCCCUCAGGCUCCCGCAGAGUAGGAGUGUAUCUGGACUGGGCGGCUGGUACUCUGUCCUUCUACAGAGUCUCCUCUGAUGGACUGACCCUCCUGUGCAGCUUCACCUCCUCAUUCACUGAACCCCUCUGCCCAGGGUUUGGGAUUUAUACAAACUGCUCAGUGUCCCUGUGCAUGUUGGGAUAGCUCACUAUGUGCUGGAGGAAUAAUUUUCUCCUUAUCAGAGUGUCACAUGUCGCAGCUUCUCAAUGGCAAAAAGGUAAAAUCUCUGCCUUUUAAACAGUAUAACCAUUUUUACUCUGAAGUGUGAUGUAUGGUAGACAAACAAAUGACUGGGUUUGGAAAGUGGAGCAAAUACGAGAAAUGACAGUUUUUCCUCUGAUUUAUGUUCUAUGUUGUCUGUGAAUGUAUGCACCAGUUCUGCCAGAACAUAUUCAUAGUACAUGCAGUUGUACCAAUAAAUUGAAUUCUGGUUCUGAAUAAAAUGUAAUCCGAUGUAACCCUGAUG
This is a messenger RNA of Paramormyrops kingsleyae, 3438 nucleotides long. Lineage: Eukaryota; Metazoa; Chordata; Actinopteri; Osteoglossiformes; Mormyridae. The record is from RefSeq and is a predicted model, not a curated record.